GGGAGGGCGGCUCCACUCCUUGUUCGCCAUUCCUGCCUGGGGAAGCGAGCUGCUGGUGUGGACCCUGAAAUACUCAGAGAAUUACUCACAUAAAAGUACUUUAGAAAGCGGACAAUGGCAGAGCACGAUCCCACCCCCGAGCAGCUAGCGGCGAUCGCGGCAGAGAACCAGGAAGGAGAGACCUCGGUGAAUUACAAGCCGCCAGCACAGAAAACCCUGCAGGAGAUCCAGCAGCUGGACCAGGAUGACGAGAGCCUGCGCAAGUACAAGGAGGCCCUGCUGGGAAACGUCAACAUCACAGUAGCUGACCCCAAUGCCCCAAAUGUACAAGUGACAAAGCUAACGUUGAUGUGUGAAACUGCUCCUCUGCCUCUAACCCUGGACCUGACAGGUGAUCUGGAAGGCUUUAAGAAGCAGUCGUUCGUCCUGAAGGAGGGAGUGGAGUACAAGAUUAAAAUCAGUUUUAAGGUUAACAGAGAUAUUGUCUCAGGCUUGAAGUACGUCCAACAGACCUACAGGAAAGGAGUUAAGAUUGACAAGACGGAUUACAUGGUGGGCAGCUACGGGCCGCGCCCCGAAGAGUACGAGUUCCUGACACCACUGGAGGAAGCGCCCAAGGGCAUGCUGGCCAGGGGCACCUACAACAUCAAAUCGAAAUUCACAGACGACGACAAACACGACCAUCUGUCCUGGGAAUGGAACCUCAACAUCAAGAAGGAGUGGAAGGAUUAAUCCGGCCAGCAGCAUCACCCUCACAUUAGGAGAGGCUGAAUCAGCAGCUAUACAGUACACCACCUUCGACUACUACACCCCCUACUGUACCAAAGUGAUACCACAACUUUUCCUUUGUUUACAAAAGAACAGCAUCACCAUCCAAAAGAACAAAUUUGUACUGCAGAGUAAGAACAUCGUAGCUGGCGAGAGAAACACAAGUUGUGAAAUCCAGUAUUUGUUUAUUAAGAAAAUGUUGGCAUGCUAUUUGUGUUCGUCGCCCUUCGUUGUUUUUAUCCCCACACCCCGUUUUUUUUUUGUUGUUGUUUUGUUUUAUUUAGGUUCUGUUUUACCGAAAGCUGCCUUUUGAAGUUAUCUGUUAAAGAACCAUGAGAGAAGUAUUAGAUCUGUACCCACCCACCCCCCCCCCCCCCCCCCCCCACCCCACCCCCCCCAUUCCUAAGAGAAGGAAAAGGCUUUUCCAUACUGCUAGGCAAACAGUAUCAAAUUGAAAGACUUAGUAGUUUCAUACACAUGUAUAUUGAGCAUUGAGACUGCAUUUAUUUGUGUACACUGAUGUUGUUUUUAUUUUCUUUACCUGCUGUUCCAGUGAGAUUGGGACCCAGUCCUAUCUUUUCUGUAGCUGGUAAGCUGAUGUAAAUACAGUGUUCUAUUUGAAGUUUGCCUUGCAAUUCUGCAGGAUGUUUUUCUCUCUCUUUUUAAAAUACGGUCCCAGUCUGAUGUCAACAAGUGUGUGUGUAUGUAUGAUGUGUGUGUGUGUGUAUGUAUGUGUAUAUAUAUAUAUAUAUAUAUACACACACACACACACACACACACACACACACACACGCACAUAUAUAUGUGUGUGUGUACAGUUAGAUUUAGAGGCAGUUUUCUUAAAAUAAUCCAAUUAACCCAAUUUAAUUUUUUUAACCAUGUUGCCUUAAUGUUAAUGAUGAUUACUGCAGAAAUAAUAAUAAUCCUGUAGACUACUCACAUGUAUUUAGUUUCCUGUUGAUCUGACUGCAAAUUAAGUUUUUCAGGUGGAGUAAAGGGACUCUGUCCUUGCUCAGUACAGUACCAGCCCAAAUUGAGUAGCUAAUAUGCAGUAUUGUGGAGCCUGUUAUAGUCCAUUUAGUCUGUUAGAGUUUAUAUAAUUAUGUGAUAAGAAAGAGAUUAAUGGGAGAGACUUUGUUCCUUGCUUUUGAGAGCUGAUAAUUCUACAAAAGUCAACCAUGUCACCUGAAUGUAUUGUAUUCAUUUAUUAGCUGCUUAAUGUGGGCUGACACCCGGUAACGUGUUAAUUAAAGAGAGUGCAAGAGGAGAUCACUACUGGUGGGUGCCACAUUUCUGAGCCGGCCUUUGACCUGUUGGUAAAAGUCACUCUGCUGAGCUGGAGUACAACGCCUAAGGUCUUUUUUGGGGGAGGGUGUUUUCUUGAAGGAACUGCGUACAGAAUAACAUCUUGAAGCUGAUGUGACAAAGCCCCAGUUACUCUGCUUUCCUCAUACUAAGGAGGGGGAAAUUAAGAUGUGCCAGUCAUUGCACUGUUACCUGUAAUAGAAAAGUAAGGAUGCAAAGUAGGCUGUUUGGACUGAAAUCUUCCAAACUGAAGUUACAAAUACUCCAUGCAGGGCCUUUUGAAGAUGUUCCUUUGAAACCUAGUGUUGUAUAGAAUGGAGCAGAAAAAAUAUAUAGUAUAGUAACAUUUGUGUAAAUGAAUGUGCCUGCUUCAUUUUAUAUGUCUACUUUCUCAUCAAAUAAACAGUAUCCCUUUUUUUAAAAAAUUAUUUUCAAACUCCUCUGCGCCUUUGAAAGGCCAUGCCUCCAGAUUUCAGACAUGGGAAUUGGAUUAGUUCAAAUUCACCAAAGGGGCUUACUGUCUUUGAUCAGACUAAUACAGAGUACUAUAGCGGGGGAUAAAGAUGCCUUACAUGAGUUAAGACCUAUUGUUCAAUGAAACAAACACCAACACUUGCCUCUUGUGAAUCAGUGUUUGACACAGAGAAUCUAGGACAACUUCCUUGCACUCCUCCCGUAAUAGCAGUGUCCUUAAUUUCUGUAGCUCACUUAAAGGCUUUGAAAUAUGACACAAAAACUACAGUGCCACCACCAGAGCCAGCAAAAAGUCAAAAAGGAAAAAUGUUCUUGUAGCCUAUGGCAACUUUUGGAGCCCAAUUCGAUUUAACGUUCUGAUAGGAAAUGAGAGAAACUAAGUGAAUAUGCAGUGCAAUUGCAUCUCAUUUAAAGGAUUUCUUCACAUUUUAGUUUAUUUCACAAACUCUUAACCCUCCAGCUAAAAUGUGAAUUGAAUUUAGGGUUAUCCAGUGUGUAGUCAAGCAGUAAAAUACCAGACAGGGGUCAUGGCUAUUGAAAGGGUUAGGUGUCAAGGCAACUAGAUAUGGGGCUUUUCUGGCCCCGAUUCAGUAACAGUGUUUGUGAUUGUCUGGGUACAUGUCGGCAAGUGUCAUAGCUAGUAGAAAUGGGACCAAUCGAGUGGUUACUUGUAGCUGUGUAAUGUUAUUUACCCAUAAACCCUUUUAUAUUUUUCCUUUUUAAAAAAAAAAAAAAAAAAAAAGAGAAUGAUUUAUUUUUUUUGUCUGUCUGUUUUUGCUACUUAUUCUGUGUAGCCUGGAUAACAGUUUCCAGACUUUUCAUUUGAUUUCAAUAAAGUGUCCAGACUGGAUCCAUUAUAAAUCUA
This is a messenger RNA of Polyodon spathula (Mississippi paddlefish), 3412 nucleotides long. Its product is annotated as rho GDP-dissociation inhibitor 1-like. Gene Ontology annotation, cellular component: cytoplasm; cytosol; membrane. Gene Ontology annotation, molecular function: protein binding; Rho GDP-dissociation inhibitor activity. Bases 115 to 732 code for a protein of 205 amino acids. The transcript has 6 exons. The record is from RefSeq and is a predicted model, not a curated record. Gene Ontology annotation, biological process: Rho protein signal transduction. NCBI's taxonomy places the organism in Eukaryota, Metazoa, Chordata, Actinopteri, Acipenseriformes, Polyodontidae.